GUUCUCUUUGAAUCAGCUAUGAAACACUAUCGAGUGUUGUUUGCCAUCUUCUUAUUGCUUUGUGCUUCCAAAGGAUUAGAAUGUGCCACAAAUGGAACAAGGCCAGUACUGCCAAGAGCAAGCAUAACCAUUACCGAACACAGCGCCAAUCCGCCAGUAGCGGCCAACUGUACACCAGUGACGUUGACUUGCCAGUUAGAUAUCGAAGAGGAUGUCGAAGUAGACGUGUGGUGGACUUUCAAAGGAGAGAAUGCUACCAAAUUACCAAAUGUUGCUAUAGAACCAAACCCGACCGAAGGUAUAUGGAAACUAUAUUUAUCAUGUCCCACUGUGGAGCAUGAUGGGAGUUACGAUUGCAACGCCCACUCUCGGAGCGAGACUCAAUUAGUAUAUCGCAAAGAAACCACCGUGGAGGUGUACGUUCCUACAUCGGUAGAAGUGGGCCAGAACGAAACGUCUGAAGAAGUGAAUAAGAAAGUGAACCUAACAUGUCAAGGAUACGGUUAUCCUCAACCAUCUAUGAACUGGUACAAAGAUGGAGAAUUAUUAGAACCAGAGGAGGGACGUUUAGAUAUUCAAGUGAAUAUAACAAAUAAAGAACGUCUGUUUGGUACUGUAAUGAUUCACAAUAUCGUACGUGAAGACAACGGAACAUACGAUUGCGAAAUCAUUAGCAAAUAUAAUACCUCCAUAGGAUCACAAGACAUGUUAGUCCUGGAACGUCCCGAAGUUACGGUGGAUUCGGUACAGCCGCUGGAUUCAAGAACGGCACUCCUGAAAUGGCACCUACGCUAUCGAACCAAUUCACCAGUCAAACAUUUUCAUCUCCAAGUGAAGAACUUUAGUACCGGUGUUGAUUGGUUGGAUGUCGAUGACAAGAUCCCUCCGAACGCAACUAACUAUACAGUCAGGUACUUGGCACCAGCCAUGACUUAUGGCUUCCAACUGGCAGCCGUUAACGAUCUCGGAUCCAGCAAAUGGGAAGUUAUGAAUGUCACCAUGCCUGCCGACGUUCCUCCAAAGGUGUCUUGGGUACAUGUGUUGGCUUCAACAAAUGAAACUUUAUUGUUUGGAUGGCGAAGACCAACUCAUGAUAAUGGUGCAAAUAUCAUAAAUUAUGAAGUUAAAUUAACAAAAAGUGGACAAAUUUUUACAAAUGGAACAUUGAAUGUAACACAAAUUGGAAGAAAUAAUCAUAUGUAUGUAUUUGUUAAUUUGGAACCAGGAGAACCCUACAGUUUUCAGAAACUUUCAGUUGCUGAUCCACCAGAAAAUGUUGAAGUUCAAUGCAUUCAUGAUCCUGACCAAAAUCUAAACUUUAUAUAUAUAUCAUGGAGUGUACCAAAAAAUACAAGAGGAACAUUACAAGGCUUUAAUAUAUCCUUAGAAGGUCAAACAAGAUAUAGAAAUAUGAAUGGUAAUAUUGUUGUUGAACAGUCAAAAAAUUUUAUUGAUGUAAAAGGGAAAGACUUAAGUUCAAAAUCUACUGUGACACCAAACACAAAUUAUACUGUAAGAGUAUGUACCGUAAAUAAAGCUGGAUGUGGUCUACAAAGUGCUGUCACUAAUAAAACCAUGUGUGCCUCACCGCCAAGUGUUCCAACAAAUGUGCCACAGUUCAAAUUAGAAAAGCUGAAAAAAGAUAAAGAUUGCACACAAUUAAAAUUAGAGUUAUCACGUAUAUCUGAAAGAAAUGGUUUAAUUUGGUGUUAUCAUGUAAUUGUAAUUAAACUUAAAAAAGGUGAUACAGUGAUGGAUUUACCAAGUGAUCCAAAAAAUAUGAAUUUAUCUACAUAUGGAGAGGUACAUAAAAGUGAUAAAAGUGGUGCUUAUAUUGCUGAAGCUUUUACAAGUGAUAAUUUUAUGAAAGAAGUUGUAAUUGGUGACAAAAAGAAUAGCCAAUGUACAGUACAUGAUGAAACAGAAACUACCACAGAAACCACAGAAACAAGACAAAAACGAAAUUCAGCAACAAAUCAACCUCCUAUUGGAAUGGAAUAUGUUUAUGAUGGAGAAUUAUCCCAUAAUACAAAUUAUACUGGAUAUUUAGAGGUCAGAGUUUGGGGUCCAAAUGGAACGAUGUUAUCGAAACAGAGUCCUUACUUUUCGCCGACGCAGACAGGUGCUCUACCUUCGCCAGUUCCCGCCGAGAGCCCAUUUGUCUUUGUGUUCGGAGUCGUGUGUGGGGUUUUGCUUGUGGUGUUGGUAUUGGUCCUUGUACUGUGCCUUGUCAGGAGGAAAAAUGGACAUCCUUACGAAGAAGGUGAGCGACUUGGUCUUACUGCAUUGAUUCGUAGAACUGUACAUCGUAAUGGUCACCUACCUCGAGGUAAAGGUGAAUAUAUUUGGUAUGGUUGCCUUCUGUCGUAUGCUUUCCUGCAUGAAGAAAUGCCGAGUGGACUGAUCCUGUUUUUAGGAUCGACUGCUUUACCAGAAAAGCAUAAAGAUAGAACAACAAAUGCAUCAGAUAGUCCGGACAAUAUAAUUAAAAACAGAUAUCCUGAUAUUAAAGCCUAUGAUCAAACAAGAGUGCGUUUACCAGUUAUUGAAGGAAUUCCUGGUUCUGAUUAUAUAAAUGCAAAUUUUGUUAAGGGUUAUAAAUCAAGGAAAACUUUCAUAUGUGCUCAAGGCCCUCUAGAAAGAACAGUAUUUGAUUUUUGGAGAAUGAUAUGGGAACACAAAGUCUGUGUUAUUGUUAUGCUAACUGGUAUUGAGGAACAUGGAAAGAUUAAAUGUUCUCAGUACUGGUCAGAUGAUGGGCCAAAAAUAAUUGAAGAAACUUUUAAUGUUGCUGUUGUUAGUACUAAAAAGUAUUCUGAUUAUAUUGUCAGAAGGCUUCAAGUAAAGUAUAUUAAGGAUGAAGACAGUAAAGAUGAAAGAGAAAUUUUACAUUUUCAUUUUAUGAUGUGGAAAGAUUUUUUAGCACCAGAACAACCAUCUUGGUUAUUACGAUUUAUUAAGCGUGUUAAUGAAAAUUACUCUGCAGAUAGAGGACCUUUACUUGUCCAUUGUAGUGCUGGUGUAGGUCGUACAGGAACAUUUGUUGCAAUAGAUUCUCUUCUUCAACAGUUGGAAGAUGAAGGUCAAGUUGAUAUCUAUAUCUACAUUUGUAGUUUACGUAAACAGCGAAAUUUUCUUGUCCAGUCACUGAAACAGUAUAUUUUUGUAUAUCGGGCCCUAAUGGAACAUGCCCAGUUUGGAGAUACAGAAAUUGAAAUGCACCAUCUCAGGGACCAUUAUGAACAAUUGAAAGAGAGAAUAGGUGACGAUGAUCGAUUAGGUUUAGAAUUGGAAUUUGAAAAACUUGGUGAAGUUAUUGAAGAUCAUAAAGCAUCCUGUGUUGGUACAAUGGCAAUGAAUAUGAGUAAAAAUAGAUAUGAUUUUAUCAUACCAUAUGAUGUUAAUAGGGUUAUACUGCCACCUUCUCCUUCUCGUGAUCAUUCAUCUUACAUUAAUGCAUCAUUUAUUCAGGGUUACGAUCGUUCCUUGUCUUUCAUUAUUACUCAAGAUCCAUUAGCAUGUACCAUAAGUGAAUUUUGGAGGAUAAUUAAAGAACAAAGUGUUGCAACAGUUGUUAUGCUUUCAGAUAUGGGAGAAGGACAGACAAAAUGUCAACAGUAUUGGCCGGAAUUAAAUGAAGAAAAAGAAUAUGAUUAUGUAAAAGUCAAAGCUAUAUCUAUUGAAGAAAGUACACAUUUUAUACGGAGAGAAUUUAUCAUUGGAAAUAUUAAGAGUGAUGAUAGUCAUAAAGUUACUCAUAUGCAAUUUUGUGGGUGGACAAAUCCUGUCCCAGAAGAUGUGACAGGAUUUUUGUCAUUGAUUGAAGCAGCUCAGCAGUGUCAAGAACAAAAUCCAGGUGCUGGACCUCUAACUGUUCAUUGCAGUGGAGGUGGAGACCGAAGCAGUGUUUUUGUAACAUUAACUGUAUUAAUUCAACAACUUAAAGCAGAAGAAAGAGUUGAUGUUUUCCAAGCUGCUCGUUACACUCGUUCACAGCGUUGUUGUAUGUUGCAAACAUUGGCACAGUAUGAUUUUCUUUAUCGUGGACUCUUAGAAUAUAUAAUCAGUCAUAAACUGUGUGAUUUAGGAGAUACACAGCUAUGACAGAAACUUUUAAGUACAAGUGGUGUUUUCCACAAUAAGCAUUUGAAUAAUGGCAUGAGAAAUUCUAUGUGCCAAGUCAUAUCACGGUGGUUUCGGGAAAAUUUUCCCAUUUUUCAUCCGUGGUGUGUGAACAGGUCCAUUGAGCAUCAGUUAAAUCAUGUACAGUUCAGAGAAUGUAUAGCAAGAAGUGAUCUCUCAAUGGAUGGUACCCCUGCCAUAAAGCACGAGAUUGUUUUUGUUUUUAGUGAUAACUAAUAUAGAAAUAUUUGGAUCACUGGAUUCCUGAAUCAAAAUGCAAAGUGUCUCCUCGUCCAAGAAUGUCCCUGUAAUGACAAAAGUGUCUGCUGUUUCCAAAAUUAAUCAGAAAUUGUCAGAUGAGUCAUUAACAUCAAGAGAAUACAAUCAGUAGGAAGUUCAAAUCGAAAAAUACUGCCCAAAACUAUAUUAAAAUACUGUUGAACUUCUUUGUAAUAUUGAUCAUGCCUACAAAAAAAUCGUUAAAUUUUACAGUACUUUUAUGGCCAGCAUUCAUUCAAUCAGUUUGGGAGGAUCAUGGUUAGUGUGCCAAUAAACUCUGGUGCUCAAGGGUAGUGUGUUUCAAACUGGAGAGAAGUAUUUGCAGGGUAAGGCUGAUCUUGCCAAUAUGCACAUAGUCCCAUCUGUGCCUGCGGAGUGCAAGAACAACUACAGCUCAAUACCACGGGAGUGCCUGAUUUCUAUGUUCCACAGCUUGCAUAAAUGCUGGUGCCAUCUGUCCACCCUUCCAGUUGCCCUAAAAACAUCUGGCACCCAUGUUAUCGUGCCCGCCUUUAGCACUGUUUUAUCAGACUGAAUAUUCCAGUUAUGAUAGUCCAUUUUUUGACAGAAUGAAAUAUCCACACAAGUAUCACUUAGUGGACUAGAAUUGUUUCAUAUCUUGUACUUAAAUAUUGUGGUUAAUAACAAGAAUUUUACAUGUUGACAAUGCAAAAGUCAAGAAAGAAAAUUGAUAUACAUCAUCAUCUUUUUAGACAGAGCCUAUAUAGAUUCUUGAAAAAUCAUUUGGACCAUUUUUCUAUAUUAUUCCUAUGAGUUAAACUUUAAAAUUAAUUUUUUUUUUUUAAUAAUAAUUAUUUAAUUGUUUUAUGUUUUUUAGAAUGAUGAGUGACAAAAAUGUCAGAACUUAAUAAUACAUGCUCAAGUUCUUAUGGCAAAUAGCCUCAACUACAAUGCAAUUAUAUUAAACAAUUGAAAACUCAUCAUUCCUCAAGCCAAUAUAUAUAUAUUAUUUAUUAUAAAUUAAUUUACAAAAUGAUUGUUUUUUUUCCUUUUAAAUAUAUUUUACAGGAAGAAAUUGAAUUAAAAAAUUGUUUCAAUUAAACAAGAUAUUAACACGAGAAGACUUUGUAACUUUCAUAGGUUUCUUUCUUCAAGAUCAAUUGCUAAAUAUUCAUUAAUUAUUAAAAAAUGCUGAAUUUGUCAGGUAAUCUGAGCUUUGUAGUAAAAAGGAAUUCUGUUUAAUCGGACCAUCUUGUUGCCCCCAUCCUGAUCCCAGUGGUUUGUAAAUCAAAUUUUAUAAUUCUGAUUGACUUUUGUGACAUUGAUGCCAUUUUAUCUUUUUCAAUUUUCCUUGUACAAUACCAAGGAAUUGGCUAUUUAGUCACAAAUCUGACAUUACGGUAUCUGGCAUAGACAGAAGAUAUACUGUAAUUAAUAUAAUUGCAUGAAUGGAAUUUGUUUUAUGUGAUUUAAUCAUUUAAUUUAAAAACAAAUUUCAAUUUUUUUUUUUUGUUUAUUUAAGUGUUUAUUGUGUUAUUUACAAAAAGUGUGAUAAUUUCUACCGGAUAGCUUUCCUUUAUAAUGAGUGAAAUUUGAAUAAGUUAAUCAACUACUUCUAUUGAAAUUUAAAAUAAUUAAUUAAAAGGAAAAUACUUUUCAGUCAGUAUUACCUUAUUAUCCCAGAAGAUUGUGAAAAAUAGGACAUCACAUAAUUAGAAAAGUUGAUGACAACUGUCAUACAUUUGUUUUCUGUUAUUUCAUAAUAAAAUCAUGUUACAUUUUCAAUUGUUUUUAUUAAAUUUUAUUAAAAAUAAAAUAAAAAGAGAAGUGAUGUUU
Molecule: messenger RNA, 6198 nt
Organism: Centruroides sculpturatus (bark scorpion)
Lineage: Eukaryota; Metazoa; Arthropoda; Arachnida; Scorpiones; Buthidae
Product: receptor-type tyrosine-protein phosphatase alpha-like
Exons: 27
Coding region: 19-4104 (1361 amino acids)
Biological process (GO): protein dephosphorylation
Molecular function (GO): protein binding; protein tyrosine phosphatase activity
Source: RefSeq, a predicted model, not a curated record